AUGGAUUCAAAUGCCCCAAUAAUCCGUGUGCUUCCCCAGGAUGUGGCCCGACAGAUGACUUCUUCAUCAAUUGUGACCAACUUAAAUGGGGUCAUAGUUGAACUUGUCAAGAAUUCUCUCGACGCCGACGCAUCUACGGUAACGAUAAACAUCGAUUUUCAGAAAGGUACUUGCACAGUGGAGGAUGAUGGCAUCGGAAUACCCCCCAAUGAGUUCCAUGAGAGUGGUGGCCUUGGAAAGUUACAUCAUACAUCAAAGUUUUAUGCGGCAGGCCAAAUAUAUGGUCGCAAAGGCAUAUUUAUCUCAUCUUUGAUAUCCAUGGCUUUAGUCACAAUAACAUCCCGUAACAGUUCAUUCCAGGAAACAAAUUCUAUCAUAUUUCGGCACUCAAAACUUAUUUCAAGGCUUUGUCCUGCACCAAUUCAGCAUGACCUCUUACACCCCCAGCAUGGAACCAGAGUCACGGUAAACGACCUUUUUGGCAAUCUCCCGGUUAGAGCUAAACGCCGUGCCCAGGAUCUUUGCAGAAAUGAAGAUAUUGACCGCGAAUGGGGUGGUGUGAAAAGAGCUAUAACAGGACUUUUGCUCGCAUUUCAAAAGCCGGUCAAAGUGUACAUUGCUGAUGCGUCUAGAUCUCGAAAACUGGUUUUUCGAGGUAACAGCCGGGGCCUUCGACGUAUAAAUGAUGAAGACCAGCAUUCCUUUGAUUUGAAUCGUGUACGUCUGAUCCUAGGGAAUGCAGGAUAUAUCACUCCCUCAGAUUUUCCGUCAUGGGUUGCUGCAUCGGCCCGAAGCUCUGAAAUUUGGAUAGAAGCUGCAAUAUCUCUACAACCUAGUCCAACAAAGCAGGUGCAAUUCAUCUCGUCUGGAAUCAACCCAGUUUAUCCUCUUGGAGACGCAAAUCUGCUGUUUUCUGAAAUCAAUCAGUUAUUCGCAUCGUCUAACUUUGGAGCUGAGGAUUCUUCUCCUGAUGCUAGUAGUGACUUUGAAAUGAUGAGCUUAGGGGACACAAAACCACCGGCAGGUCCUUCCAUUAAAAGGAUAAAGACCAAAUCCAAAGGUGUCAACAAAUGGCCAAUGUUUUACGUACGGAUCUCUACGAGCCAAGCUAGCUACAUUGGGUUCCAGGACUCCGAAUUUUACGAACCCAAGAUAUCCGUCCAGAAAAUUCUUGGAGUUAUGCAGGCAUUAUUCCGCCAGUUCUUAGAACGGUAUCAUUUCUUAUCCCGACAACCACAAUGUAUUAAGAUGGAUAGGGAAGAAUAUUUGUCUGUACCCGGGAAUAUACAACCCGAAUCAUCUCAGGCUAAUUGUCAACACCAGGAAAACUCUUCUAGAAAGAGGAGCUCCAGCACUUUUGAAAAAUCGAAAAGUGCACCGGCGGAUAUGCGACCAUUAGACGCCAAGUCGCUUCCGUUUAAGAAUUUUGGAUCGUGGUCAAGGGUAAAAAGUGGAAGAGGAGAUCUCUAUGAUGAUAUUUGCGCAGGCUUACCGAGAGGUAGAUCUCAAUCAGAAUUCAAGAGGGAUACCGGUAUACGAAAGCCUUCACAGCCUUCGUCCAUCGAACCCACCUCGAAACAUACCGGAGGAGAAGCUGAACAGAUAUUACCUGAUAUCACAUAUUCACAAACAACUGGCGGAAUCCAUCCUGUGUCUGGACAGACUACGUCGCACUGCCCGGUAGAGCCGCAAGAUGAGCUGAUACCUUGGAUGGACCCUCUCACAAAGAGGACUAUGUUUGUCAACAAACGCACUGGCCAAACAGUAUCGCGCAAGCCCAAAUUUAUGAAGCAAACUUCACGUAACACUCCUGCGAACCAAAAGACUACAGCUAUCCGACUUUCGAGAAACGAUGAUCAGAGUCAGCAAGGAAAGGAAACAUCCCCCUGGUUUGACUCGUUUCUUAAAACAUGGAAGAAUCCUACCUUCCCUUUGCCAGAACCCUCCAUCCCGUCGAUAACAUCGCAGAUACGCAGUACUGACAAAUGGUCUUCGCCCGCUGCUCUAGGUUCUCAUUGCCUAGGCUGUGAUGAUCCCCAGGGUAUUAAUACUUUAAUAGGAUUAACGGACAAAUCCGACAGCCGACUCAACAAGUGUGCCCUCGAAAAGGCAAAAGUUAUUGCUCAAGUGGAUCAGAAAUUCAUCUUACUUCGAACCUCCUUACUUUGCAAGGGGAGGGAGGGCGAGGAAGUCUUAGUCCUAGUUGACCAACAUGCCGCUGAUGAGAGGUGCCGAGUGGAGGAAUUGUUUGCGGCGCUCUGUGGUCUCUCGCCCUCUGAUAAUGUCGAGACUACUAUUUUCCCCACACCCAUCAGUUUCAGGAUACCAGCUCAGGAAGCAAAGCUGUUCGAGACACGUUCCGGUUACUUUUCUUCAUGGGGUUGUUUGUAUGAUGUUCUGAGGAAGUCAGAAGGGUAUUAUUCCCUAGUGGUGAAGGGCUUGCCAACUCUCAUUGCAGAACGGUGCCGAACAGAGCCUCGGCUUGCUAUUGACAUGCUUCGUUCAGAAAUCUGGGAUCAGACAGCGACUACCAAAACACUCAUCGGAUCAGUGCUGGAGGAGAGCAACAGCCAGGGAUUCGCUGGAAAGCCACCCGGAAUGACCGAAGCCCAUCGAUAUUGGCUGCAGCGCAUCGGCUGUUGUCCCAAAAAGAUGGUAGAUCUGAUAGUCUCUCGUUCUUGUCGGUCAGCCAUCAUGUUCAAUGAUGUGCUCUCUAUAUCAGAAUGUCAGAAUCUUGUGUCUCGACUGGCAAAGUGUGCAUUUCCAUUCCAGUGCGCCCACGGCAGACCAUCAAUGGUACCGAUAAUAAGCCUGGGAUCAAGAAAUCCAGUAGCUGGUUCGAUGCGCGGUCCCUGUGAAAUGACCUCAUCUAUAAGCCAUCUAGUCGGCACGAGUCAGCCAAGUGCCAAACCAGCAGAACCCUGCUCGGACUUCGUCGCUGCUUUCAGCAGGUGGCAGUAUGGUUCCCCCUUAAAGUGA
Nannizzia gypsea CBS 118893 is the source of this 2979-nucleotide messenger RNA. RefSeq lists its product as hypothetical. The transcript is spliced from 2 exons. The record is from RefSeq and is a predicted model, not a curated record. Lineage: Eukaryota; Fungi; Ascomycota; Eurotiomycetes; Onygenales; Arthrodermataceae. Gene Ontology annotation, biological process: mismatch repair. Gene Ontology annotation, cellular component: mismatch repair complex. Gene Ontology annotation, molecular function: ATP binding; ATP-dependent DNA damage sensor activity; ATP hydrolysis activity. Bases 1 to 2979 code for a protein of 992 amino acids.